AACAGGGCUACCAAUGGGGCUGGCAAGGGUUGAGACCUAGUUUGCAGUCAGGAGAGAUGACUGCAACCAUGCCACACAACCAUUUGCUUGCUAUUAUGAGCAACGGUGAUGAACUCCGCACCGUCUGCCAAUGAGGCUAUGCUAGUUCUAACACUAACGCUUACAGGUUCGCUGUCGGGCCUGUGGCUAAUGCUAUCCUGAGUACCCAUCAUAUCUAAGGUAACGUUAGGAGAACUGUUUGCUGACAGAUACAUCUCUGUAGCAGAGACACCCUGUCUACAAGAGCGGAACAUCUAACACAAGCUAUCGUAAUAGCAUGAUUGAGGACACAGAUGAGGGACUGGUGUUGGUUAAUUUUUGACUGAACUGUCAGCUGACUCUCAGAGUUCCUUUAUAUAAUGGGGAAGUUUCUAGCAAACUGUCUGCAGCAAAGAGGACAUUAAAGGUAAGCAUAGCACUUUACAGAAAUAUGGUAACGUUUUUAGGUAACUUUAACCUUUGGGUAACUUAGACUUAGAUUAAUUGGUAAAAGUUAGACGUGGAAGUGAAGCUUUGAAGACAUGGUGACAAAAUAUAUCAUAGUUUGGAAGUAAAGCUGUUUAGAGGCAAAGCAUAUCAUCAAUAUGUCCUGUUUAAUUUAAAAGUAUUAACCUGUCAAAAUUUCAUUGCAAAAAAUCAUGUUGAAUAGGGUUGUAUAUUAUCAAAUAAUACUAAGACCUACUGUGGUUGAACAUAACUCACUUCCUUAGAUUUUCCCUGGACAGGGUGUUAAGAUGCGCGGUAUCUCUGCCAGUUGUGCCCUAGCAGCACUGCUGCUGGCUGUAGCCUGCACAGACCACCACCAUCACCAAGACUCUGAACACAGCCAUGAGGGUGAGCUGAGCUGCCACAAUCUGUCCCCUCCCAAUGCUGACUCCGGCUUUGCCCUCUACAAAAGUCUGAAUGCCAAGACUGCUGCUGGAAAGAACAUCUUCUACUCACCACUGGGCAUCUCCACCACCCUGUCCAUGCUGUCUACAGGGGCCCGUGGUGAAACACACAGGCAGUUGUUCUCCAUCUUGGGCUACAACACUCACAACCAGGCACAGAUCAACGAAGCAUAUGAGCAUCUUUUCCACAUGCUUGGCCACAGCCAGGAGAAUCAGCAGUUGGAUGUCGGCAAUGCUGUUGCAGUGCGCUCUGGCUUCAAUCCUCUGGAGAAAUUCCUUAAGGAUGUCAAGCACUACUACUCUGGUGAGAGCUUCCAUGUCGACUUUACAAAACCUGAUGAGGCUGCUGCUGAGAUCAACAGAUUCAUUUCAAGUAAAACACAGGGCAAGAUAAAAGACAUGGUGAGGGACUUGGACCCUGCAAUGGUCAUGGUGCUGAUCAACUAUGUCUACUUCAGAGGACAGUGGGAGAAACCCUUCAAUGUUAACCUGACACACAAGGCAGACUUCCAUGUGGACAAAACCACCAAAGUUCAGGUGGACAUGAUGGAAAGAAUGGGACGCUACGACUUCUAUCAGGACACUGACAACCACACCACUGUCAUCAUGCUGCCCUACAAGGGCAAUACCUCCAUGAUGAUCGUCCUGCCUGAUGAAGGCAAAAUGAAGGAGGUGGAGGACUACAUCAAUAAGGACUACAUCAGACACUGGCACGACAAGCUCUUCAGAAGUUCUGUGAAUCUGUUCCUGCCAAAGUUUUCUAUCUCUGCUGAUGCCUCCCUGGAUGACACACUUAAAGAAUUAGGAAUGACAGAUGCUUUUGCAAACAAUGCUGAUUUUUCUGGCAUGUCUUACGAGGUCAAACUCAAAGUCUCGAAGGUAUCCCACAAGGCUGUGCUAAGCGUGGAUGAAACAGGAACAGAGGCAGCAGCUUCCACCACCAUCGAAGUCAUGCCCAUGAGUAUGCCUGAAAUCAUGACACUCAACAGGCCCUUCUUGGUCUUCAUUCUGGAGCAUUCCACUGGGAGCAUCCUCUUCAUGGGCAAGAUCAACAACCCCACAGCAAUGUAAAGAUGCUGGGGAAAUGAGUGUUACAUUUGUUACAUUUUCACACUGCAGUAAGUUUCAGUAGCUUCUGAACAUUAGCUAAUUUUUACCUCAGCAUUUGGAAGCCUUGUAGAGAUGUCAUAGUGAUAAUAAGAGAAUUGAAGAGAAAAUGAAUAGAGGAUAGUUUGAUGAGUAAGUCAACAGAUCUGUCAUCAAGUAACAGAAAUGUUUGUCUACUAAUAAGCUUGUAGUAUGUCAGCAUGACAUAUUUAUUACCAUCUGUCAUUUGAACCUGACUAGGUGAAAAAUGUCUAAAUACGUCAUUAUAUAUUGUAUCCAUCCGGAAUGUUGUAUAUGAUGCAGUUAAUAGAAAACAUUAGCAGAUAUAUCAGUUGAAACAUCUGCUAACACAUUGAAACAAAGUGUUAUUGUGCUAUUGUUGUUUCGACAUGUUUCAACAUGAAGUGAAAUAAAGUCUUGUCAUGAACAACUGGCAUUUUAUGUUUUUAGAUAUAUUUAUUAAAUUUUAUUUUAAUCUUUCAAUAUAAUAUUGAGGUCACAGAUUUAAUUAUCUGAGGAUGUACAAUUUACAGUACCACUAAAUGCUAAACUAUUAAGCUACCAGUUGUUUUUCCAGAAUGGAAUUAAAGUUAAAAUUAGUUGAAAUGCUAAUUUUGAAUUUUGAAUGAGUCUCUUUAUAUCUCUCCCAAAGGCCACUUAUUUCUGGUGUAUCAUUUGAUUUCUAGUAUUGUGUGAUGAUUAUUGUAAGCUCAUACGCAUUUAAUGCACCUUAUUAGAAAACACACACAUACGUUUGUAACCAAAAAUACACUACCUUACCAGUGGACAGCAAAAGAGGCC
Molecule: messenger RNA, 2837 nt
Organism: Xiphias gladius (swordfish)
Lineage: Eukaryota; Metazoa; Chordata; Actinopteri; Istiophoriformes; Xiphiidae
Product: alpha-1-antitrypsin homolog
Exons: 5
Coding region: 774-2000 (408 amino acids)
Biological process (GO): negative regulation of endopeptidase activity
Molecular function (GO): serine-type endopeptidase inhibitor activity
Source: RefSeq, a predicted model, not a curated record